This is a messenger RNA of Penicillium longicatenatum, 1887 nucleotides long. RefSeq lists its product as uncharacterized. Lineage: Eukaryota; Fungi; Ascomycota; Eurotiomycetes; Eurotiales; Aspergillaceae. The record is from RefSeq and is a predicted model, not a curated record. The transcript has a single exon. Bases 1 to 1887 code for a protein of 628 amino acids.
AUGAAAUGCACUUUUGAGUGGAUGGUUACUGAGAACGACGGCAGCUCUGCUUUGGUGAAGAGGGCAUCCGCUGAGCUGUCAUUCCCGACUGAUGUCGACAACGCUGCGCGCAGUGAUAUUACAGAAAAUACUUCAGACUACGCCGUGUCUGGACGCCGCGCAGUGAAACGCAAUACUCCUGACGGCGACAGUCCAGUCAUCGCUGCCCCAGAAAGCACCCAUACAGACGAUAGCGAGCUACAGAAUAGCAUUAGAGAUAUCGAUAUCUCAGAAGCCAAGGACUCAAAUAGCAGCGCGCCAGAAAAUAUCUCAUCAGAGAGGGAUCUUCCAGACGAUAAUACUCCAGACAUCACCGCUCCAGGCAUUGGCGAUCUAGAAAGCAGCGGUCCGGAGAAUAUUUCGACACAAAAAAGCACUGCAGACAUCGACAUCACAGAGAUCAGCGACUCGAGGAACAGCGUGCCGGACAAGAACAUACCAGGGAACGAUACUUCCAGUAAUAGCACCCACAUCGUUCACGAUACCACCAUUGAAGUUGUUGUACAGGAGCCCAGCUUAUGUCCUACAAUGGCAACCUUUGAGGCGCCUUACGAUUCACCAACCCCUUCCUCAACGUCAACCAGAAGCUCAAGCUCAAAGUCCAGCUCAGCAGCAAGCAACGUCUCCACCAACUCAAUUCCUCCACCACCACUUCCACCCCAAAACCUAACAACCCCCUCCAACUCAGCACCAUCAUCCAUCUCUUCCUCGUCCGACUCAGAAGAUCCCCAAGACCCAACCUCAGAACCAAUCCUCAAGCCAGUCGAAAACCCAACAGAGGAAGGCAUGCUCGAAACAGCCCCCGCAAUAACAGAAGCAGACCUGAUUUCCUCCCUCCACCUAAUCGCCGACUCAAUCGCCCAACAGCGUCAGAUGGCCUCAAAAUCCAUCAUCCACAGUGGCUUCUACUGGUCCAUCCUCGUUAUCAUCUUCGAAUACCUCUACCGUAUCCUCUGGCAUACACCCGCAGACUGGAUAAUGAUCCUACUUCUCUGGGUCUGCUCCGUAAUCGCCACGUUGAGCGGGAUAAAGAUAUGGACAAGUGGAUACCUCGAUGAAGCGGAGCGUGUGGGGCGGUGGUCUUGGCUUUUUGGGGGUAAAUGGGCUUCUAAUUUCGAUGGGGAACGUGAGGAUGAUGCUUUUGCGCCGCUGAGAUGGACUUUGUGUCAAGGAGUUUGGUUUCGAGUUUCUGGUGGUCACGUUGAGAAGGCUUUGGCUUGGUGUGCGAUGAAAAGGAAUAUGAAGAAGAAGGAGGUUCUGAGACAGAGGUCUCUUGGUGGUGUUUGUGAUGUGGGGAAGGCGUGGGAGGAAUACAGUGCUGGUACUAGUGCUAACGAUGAUGCUAGUGCUGGGCUUGAGAUCGAUGUGCGGAAGGAAAGUCUGAAGGAGGGGUGGAUGCAGGAUAAAGUGUUUGUGUCACGGUUCAACGGGCGUGUUAUUGCUACACUGGUCAUCCGUACUGUGCCCGUUGAUACAGAUUCAGUGGUUACUGUUCCCCGGAAUGAGUACGAUUCCGACUCCGAGGUUGAUUCGGAUGGAUACUGUCAUCUUUCGCAUUUGAAGCCUACCUCGCAGCCGGAGAAGGUGGUCAUUCGAGCUUGGACUGUAAUGCAGAAAUAUCGUGGUUUUGGCGUUGGACUGGGGAUCUUGCAAUUUGCGAUUGAGUAUGCCCUGGAACUUGGCUUGCAGGGUCCGGAGUUUGCUGUUGAUCAUACGAACUCCUUGCGGGCUUUGCCGAAGUUGUUUAAUGGGAAUAUGGACCGGGAUGACAAGCGAGCGAGGGAUCGACUUGCUAAGGAAAUUCGGAAGUGCGUUACUGGGAAGCAGGGGAACGAGAAAAAGGUUUAG